AUUUCAUCCUCAAAACAGUUUGCCCAGAGAUACACAGCUGGAAAUCUGCUGCAAAUUCUGAGACUUCAAAUUCAACCAUCUCCAGAGAGGCCAGCACCCAGUCCUCAUCAGCUACGACCAGCCAAGGCUAUGUUUUACCAGAAGGCAAAAUCAUGCCAAACAGCAUAUUUGUUGGUGGAAUUGAUAUUAGGAUGGAUGAAACUGAAAUUAGGAGUUUUUUUGCUAGAUAUGGUUCAGUGAAAGAAGUGAAGAUAAUCACAGAUCGAACUGGUGUGUCUAAAGGCUAUGGAUUUGUUUCAUUUUAUAAUGACGUGGAUGUGCAGAAGAUAGUAGAAUCACAGAUAAAUUUCCAUGGUAAAAAGCUGAAACUGGGCCCUGCAAUCAGGAAACAAAAUUUAUGUGCUUAUCAUGUGCAGCCACGUCCUUUGGUUUUUAAUCCUCCACCACCACCACCACCACAGUUUCCGAGUGUCUGGAGUAAUCCAAACACAGAAACUUAUAUGCAACCUCCACCCAUGAUGAAUCCUAUAACCCAGUAUGUUCAGACAUAUCCUCCUUACCCAAAUUCACCAGUUCAGGUCAUCACUGGAUAUCAGUUGCCUGUAUAUAAUUUUCAGAUGCCACCGCAGUGGCCUGCUGGGGAGCAAAGGAGUUAUGUUUUACCUCCGGCUUACACAACUGUUAACUACCACUGUAAUGAAGUUGACCCAGGAGCUGAAGUUUUGCCAAAUGAAUGCUCAGUUCAUGAAGCUACUUCAUCCUCUGGAAAUGGCCCACAAAAGAAAUCUGUGGACCGAAGCAUACAAACAGUGGUAUCUUGUCUAUUUAAUCCGGAGAACAGACUGAGAAACUCUAUUGUUACUCAAGAUGACUACUUCAAGGAUAAAAGAGUUCAUCACUUUAGAAGAAGUCGGGCAGUACUUAAAUCUGUUUGAUCCUCUCUGCUUUCUAGUCUUGUGGGAACUUGCUGACUUUGGGUAUUAGGAGGCUGAAAGUUUUUCACUAAUAUAGAAAUUUAAUUCUGAAUUCUGAUAAAUCACUUAAACUUUCUGUACAAGCUAUAUUAUUAGAUUGCCUAGUUUUAUCUUAUAUUGAGACUGUUCUUCAUUAGAUGUUUACUUAGAUUUUGUUGAAUAUAUAGUUGAGACUAAAAAUAAUUGAGCUGAAAUAAACAACUUUAAGAUGUAUAUGCCAGGAUUUUUUUUAAAAAAUUGAAAUUGGCAUUUUAAGAAUUUAAAAGCAGAUACUGAAUUUCAAAAAAUUGUUUUAAGAACCCUAUUUUGAAAGGUCAGAAUUUUGAUAGUUUAAAUACAAGCAUUUUAUUUCUCCAGCAAAUACCUGUGAACAGUACAGUAUUUACAAUCUUGUGCUUCACAUUUAUGAUUUAUCUAGACAUUUACUACAAAAGCAAAUUUUUAAAACUGCAUUUUUAAUCAGUGGAACUCAAUAGUUAACUUUAUUGAAGUCUUCCUUAUCUAAACUCAGUAAAACAUUCUAGCUAAACAGUCCAAUCAGUGGGUCUUAUAAAAUCAAAAUAUGCUAUUCUUUAUCCAAAAUCCACACAUAUGUAUCCUAUUUGAUUGGGAUGGCAAUUAGGAUAACUAAAAUUCUGGGCCUAAUUUUUUUUUAAAGAAUCCAAGACAAACUA
Carlito syrichta (Philippine tarsier) is the source of this 1648-nucleotide messenger RNA. It is a transcript of the gene DAZL, whose product is annotated as deleted in azoospermia like. The record is from RefSeq and is a predicted model, not a curated record. The annotation marks the transcript as partial. The transcript is spliced from 11 exons. Lineage: Eukaryota; Metazoa; Chordata; Mammalia; Primates; Tarsiidae. Gene Ontology annotation, molecular function: mRNA 3'-UTR binding; protein binding.